This is a messenger RNA of Lecanosticta acicola, 988 nucleotides long. The record is from the annotation of a GenBank genome assembly. Lineage: Eukaryota; Fungi; Ascomycota; Dothideomycetes; Mycosphaerellales; Mycosphaerellaceae.
AUGGGAGAUGAGCAACUGAUGCGACGAUUAGGGGUAUGCGACACUUCCCCCGCCCGAAGCUCACUCAAAGCACUUGAGACGGCUGACCGGAUUAGCAGAAAAAGGAGCUGGGUCCUCACGCGUACGAGCAGCAAAUGCCCGCUCGCGUAUCACGGCUCCUCGAAGCAGAAGACGGCAAGAACAACGUGCUCUCCCACGUCCUGCCGAAACUGGCCGAGCUCCUCCACCACGACCGGGAGCUCGAAGUCGCAUACCUGUGCACCGACCGGGUCCAGCAGGUCUCCAAGCUGCAGCACGAGGGCGCGCAUUUCUGCGGAUAUCGGAACAUGCAGAUGCUGCUGAGUGCGCUUGACUCCUCGGCGGGAGAGGAUUCUUGGAGCGAGCAGCGGGUCCCAAAGUCUCGCUUUCCGGUUUUAUUGCGGCUGCAGGAUAUGAUCGAGCAGGCGUGGGAUUCGGGCUAUAAUCCUCACGGCCGGGUGCUGACGGGAGGCAUUCGAGGGACCCGGAAGCACGUUGGCACCUCGGAGGUAUUCGCUCUCACUCACUCCUCUCGAAGCGUGCUAUGCGUGCUGAUCGACGACAGGCAGAAGCCCUCUUCUUGAGCCUCGACGUGCCUUGUACUGGCCAUGCGUUCCACGGCAAAGAGGCUUGGAGAGAGUUACUGGACUUCGUCGAGACAUACUUCCAACCAGCUGAACGCGAUGCCGUGAAAGCGAGGGUGGUGCGCACAGGCUUAUGUCCCAUAUUCUUACAAAGACCCAAUCAUUCCUGGACGAUCGUUGGUCUGGAGCGGACCAAGACUGGCAAACGGCGACUCUUGGCCUUCGAUCCAGCCUGGCAGCCUCCUGCGAAGAUGCAAAGCUCUUGCGACUAUCGCACUCUCUCGGGCUGGUCGGCGAGAGUUGUGCUCCAGAGGUAUCGGAAGAGUCAACGGUCCCUGAAGCGCUUCGGGGAUUUUGAGACGUUGAGCAUCGAUAAGCCGGAUUGA